Messenger RNA from Archocentrus centrarchus (flier cichlid), 2446 nucleotides. It is a transcript of the gene slc25a48, whose product is annotated as solute carrier family 25 member 48. Gene Ontology annotation, biological process: transmembrane transport. Lineage: Eukaryota; Metazoa; Chordata; Actinopteri; Cichliformes; Cichlidae. Gene Ontology annotation, molecular function: transmembrane transporter activity. The record is from RefSeq and is a predicted model, not a curated record. Gene Ontology annotation, cellular component: mitochondrion.
AGUCUGCAGCCACUCUUUAUCAACAGGAGCCGCUUUAUCAACAGCGUCCUCCGGAGUGUAAAGCGCGCACAGGCCGCGGGGUCAGUGGCUGCGCAGCCCGCAGCUCUGCGCUGAAGAUGCAGCCCUCAAAGAGUUUUCGUGUGGAUGAUUUCAUCGCAGGAUGGAUCGGCGGAGCUUCCAGUGUGGUCGUUGGCCAUCCGCUCGAUACAGUCAAGACACGUCUCCAGGCAGGGAAGGGCUACAAGAGCACACUACACUGCAUCCUCACCAUCUAUAAGAAGGAAACGGUCGCAGGAUUCUUUAAGGGCAUGUCUUUCCCUUUGGCCAGCAUCACGGUCUACAACUCAGCUGUGUUUGGCUUCUUCAGCAACACUCAAAGACUCAUAAGCAAUUAUCGCUAUGGCGACGGGUGGCAUCCCUGCAGCAUGUUGGACCUGACUGUGGCCAGCAUGCUGACCGGACUAAUGUCCGUGGGCCUGGGAGCCCCGGUGGACUUGAUUAAGAGCAGACUGCAAAUGCAGACGCAGACGGUUCUAGCAGAGAACCUCCACUUUGCUGACAUGUCAAAUGGCACCAACAUCCCUCUGCGCUCCGUCAGUAUUCCCAGCCAGCAGCUGUACCGAGGCCCCAUCCGCUGCAUCAGCAGCAUCCUGCAGACCGAAGGCCUCCAGGGCCUGUACAGAGGAGCCGGGGCCAUGAUCCUAAGGGAUGUCCCUGGAUACACGCUCUACUUCAUCCCUUAUGCCAUCUUCUGUGACCUGCUGAGGCCAGAUGCCACUUCAAGCCCCCACCCGUGUUCCAUCUUGAUGGCGGGAGGACUGGCAGGGUCCAUCUCGUGGGUCACGGCCACGCCGGCUGAUGUGGUGAAGAGUCGAAUGCAGGCAGAUGCUCAGCUGCAGAGGAAGUACAAGGGAAUUUUACAAGCAAUCAUCCACAGCUACAAGACAGAGGGAGUACAGGUUUUCUUCCGGGGAGCAUCAGUGAACGCCAUCCGAGGCUUCCCGAUGAGCGCCACCAUGUUCCUGACCUAUGAGCUCUCGCUGCGGUUCUUCAGGGGUCUUUAGGACACAUUUGAGCCAUCAAAGGAUUCACACUGAGUUUCUUGAAAAAUGAGCGAAAAGGACAGUUUGAGUCAGCAGGAGAGCAGCGGCUCACGUAUCCCACAAACCGGCAGAGGUUUGAAGAGCUCCUCAGGUUCUGGGAGGUUAACAUUUCCGCUUCAGUCCUUCUGUACUGACGAUGAAGGCUUUAUUUUUAUUUGUAAUGCAGGAACUGCUCAAAUCAAAAAGCAUAAAAAUAUAAUAGCUGUAGCUUAUUAAAUGGUGACAGGGCAUUUGUUAUGACUUUAUUAUUAGCAUAAUAAAGCCGAACAGUCCCUUUACUGUCAGGAUCUAAUGAAGUUGAAUAUUUUUGAUGCACAUGUGCCAGAAGACUGCGUGUUCCUCUGAGGUUUGUUUGCAGGAAGUCGGACUUCGUCAGCUGGACCAACGCAACGUUUUGUGCACGUUAACAUUGUGUCAUUGCACAGUAACACACAGUUAGCAUGUGGUUUGUAGGACAACAGAAGUCCAGUCAUCAGGAGAAAUUUGCCAAAAUCUGCUUUAAAUAUUAGUAAUAAUAUUUCACUCUGAAAACAAUCAGCUAAAUCAUUUUUGAGCCUAUAUGUAACCCAGAUAUUUCAGCUUUCAGCUAACUUUAGCUCUGAGCUCAGCAUGCAGACGUCUUUAGUGCACUUUACCUCAGAGUGAAAAUGGAGCCUUUUUUUAAAGAUGGGACAUUUCCAGCAGACGAUUAAGCAUCGUCUGUGACCUUUAAACUUUAUUUGAUUUCUUAUCAGUUCACAACCAUAAAACAUUCAUGUAGUCUGCAUUUUGUUCUGGGGGUCAGGAGGCUGCAGGUCACCUACUAAUUGGAAGGUCGGCGGUUCGAUCCCCGGCUGCUCCACGUUUAGUGUUGAUACAUUCACGUAUGCACACGGCCUGUGUGCACCCCACAUGAACGUCCUCUUGUACAUGUUUGUGUGUUUCUUAUAUUAAGAAAAGUGAGUUUUAUGAGUUCAUAAUUAAGCUUCCCUGCAGUGCAGCUGUUAGCAUGCAGCUAGUUUCACCCUGAAAUCAGAUGGAAAAAUAUUUCUCAUGUUAAACAGCUUGCUUUGCCUGCCUAAUAACUUUAUUUUAAAUGUUUUUCUUGUCAUGUAAAUAUGUGUAAAUAUGGUGGGGAGCCAUAAGUUUCUUAUUGUACAUAAAUAAAAGCUUUUAAUCACACGGGUUUCCUUUACCAGAAUCAUGUGACUCUGGUAUGAAUGGGCUUGUCAUGUGACGGCCGGUGUUACACCAAAUUCUGCGACCCAUCAUAUGCUGGUAUUCAGCACGUACAUGCCUCUGCAUGAACGUGCUGAAUACGAGCGAGAAGGACACUAUUUACGUAAACUGUGUAAGCACCAAAA